Salmo salar (Atlantic salmon) is the source of this 2621-nucleotide messenger RNA. Its product is annotated as alanine aminotransferase 2-like. Gene Ontology annotation, biological process: biosynthetic process. Gene Ontology annotation, molecular function: transaminase activity; pyridoxal phosphate binding. The record is from RefSeq and is a predicted model, not a curated record. Lineage: Eukaryota; Metazoa; Chordata; Actinopteri; Salmoniformes; Salmonidae.
AUUCAAUGAACUGCAGCCUCUUAGUGCCAUUGAGAAUACACUGAGCGCAUCCGUUACUGCCAUGCUUGCACCAUUACUACAGAGAAAACGGAUUGAUUCUAGCCCAAACCCUUCCAAAUCUAUGACGCAUAUUACCGGCGCAAAGUUUUUGUUCUUCUCAUCUCACAUAGGCAGGACUGCAUUUUACAUUCACGAACCAUGUCACAGGCCGUUCUAAAACCACUCGCAAGCAGCUAACCUUAAAUAACCUAGUUCAGUCGUGUUACAGCAUUAGCUAGCUAACAACCUGAAAGUUAUCAUAUUUGUGGGAACUUUACCAGUAGUAGGCCAACAUUUGGUGUCACCGAAAGAAAUGAAAAGGGAGAGCUUAUUCAGACCAUUCGUGGACUAUCAGCGGAACAUUGUGUGAGCUCCAGAAACCGAACAUGACUGAAAAUGGACUUGGGCACUGGGAGAGGGUGCUUAACGUGGACACCAUGAACCCGAAUGUAAAGCGGGUUGAGUAUGCUGUCCGUGGUCCAGUUGUGCAACGUGCAGUGCAGAUUGAAAAAGAGCUCAAAGAGGGAGUUAAGAAGCCCUUCACUGAGGUCAUUAAAGCCAACAUCGGUGAUGCACAUGCCAUGGGCCAGAAACCAAUCACAUUUUUCAGACAGGUUAUAGCGCUGUGCGUGUACCCGGAUCUCCUAGAAGACAAGUUUCCAGAGGACGCUAAAAACCGAGCACGGCGCAUCCUUCAGGCCUGUGGAGGGGGUAGUUUAGGUGCAUACAGUGCUAGUUCAGGCAUUGAGGUCAUACGACAAGAUGUUGCUAAAUACAUUGAGAGGCGGGACGGUGGAAUUCCCAGUAACCCUGACAACAUCUACCUCUCUUCUGGGGCCAGUGAUGCCAUAGUGACCAUGCUGAAGUUGUUGACGUCAGGCGAGGGGAAGACCCGUACAGGGGUGAUGAUCUCCAUCCCUCAGUACCCCCUCUACUCUGCUGCUCUGGCUGAGCUGGCGGCUGUCCAGAUCAGCUACUGCCUGGACGAGGACAAGUGCUGGAGCCUGGACGUUAAUGAGCUGAGGAGGGCUGUGAAGGCAGGGAGGGAGCACUGUAACCCCCGCGCCAUCUGCAUUAUCAACCCUGGCAACCCCACAGGUCAAGUCCAGAGCAGGCAGUGCAUUGAAGAUGUGAUCCGAUUCGCUGCUGAGGAGCACCUUUUCCUGAUGGCUGAUGAGGUGUACCAGGAUAAUGUGUACGCGGAGGGUUGCCAGUUCCACUCCUUUAAGAAGGUUCUGUUUGAGAUGGGACCAGAGUACUCCAGUGUUGUGGAGCUAGCCUCCUUCCAUUCCACCUCCAAAUGCUACAUGGGAGAGUGUGGUUUCAGGGGAGGGUACAUGGAGGUGAUUAACAUGGACCCUGAGGUGAAGUUGCAGCUGACUAAGCUGGUGUCUGUGCAGCUGUGCCCCUCCGUCCCUGGGCAGGCCCUGCUGGACCUGGUAGUCAACCCCCCCCAGCCUGACGAACCUUCCUACGACACCUUCAUCAAGGAGCGUACUGCCAAUCUGCAUAUCCUGUCUGAGAAGGCCAAGAUGACAGCACAGGUCCUCAACACGGUCCCAGGGAUCCACUGUAACCCUGUCCAGGGAGCCAUGUACACCUUCCCCCGCCUCACACUGCCAGAAAAAGCCAUCAACGCGGCCAAGGAAAAGGAACAGGCUCCAGACAUGUUCUACUGUAUGAAACUGCUGGAGGAGACGGGCAUCUGUCUGGUCCCAGGGAGUGGCUUCGGCCAGAGGGAUGGAACCUACCAUUUCAGGAUGACCAUCUUGCCUGCAACUGAAAAGCUGAAGAUCGUUUUAGAAAAGAUCAGGGAGUUUCAUAAGCGGUUCACAGAGGAGUUCUCAUAACCCCAAACUCCUCCCCCACCUAGACCAGUCUGUCACAGAAACCCACCUAUCCUCCUCAGAAAAUGGAUUGAAUAGCCAACAAGGGGUGCCAGUGAGUUACCAAGUGCCGUUGUGUGGCUGGAACAGUCACCACAACACACCUCGUGUUGGAAUAUCUCCCCUCUAAUGCUCAAGAGUUGACAUUGCAAGGGAAGCACUGUUAAAAAACGGAACUAUUUAACAUGGUGCCUGCUAUUCUGUUUUAGCUAAUUGUUUUUAAUUGUGUCAGACAGCAUCUGCACAGCGGCUGGUGGCAACUUAAUUGGAGAGAACAGGCUCAUAGUAAUGGCUGGAACAGAAUGUAUGGAAUGGUAUCAAACACAUGGUUUCCAUUAUUAUGAGCUGUUCUCCCCUAACCAGCCUCCUUUGCAAUGUGUGUGUGUUUAUGUGAUAUCUGUUUUCAGUCAUCAGCUCAUGACUUAACUUUUUUUUUUCAGUUAAGAAUUUACUUGUCCUGCCACGUAUUUUACAGGUCAUACAGCAACACUGGUCCAAACUAGUCCGAAUAUCAGUAAAUGGUUGGUAGAGGUGUGCUUCUAUUGCACGACAGGAGUGCAAUGGAUAUUGUGUUGAAAAGGGUGCUGGGUUGAAAAGAAUACUGUGUCCAAUGAACAGUCUGACUGUAGCUACAGUAUUUUUUUGGUGACUAAUGUUUAUUGUAUAAAUAAUAAAAUGUAUUUGUGUACUCCAUUA